UUUUGUUUUUACGUGACCACACAACAUUUCCAUUGACCAUGUACGUGAGCUUCCAAAUCAAUUUUUCAAUUAUCUCACUGUUGCAUUUCAGUGUUUGCUCUUUUGCUGGAGAGCUGUAGCUUGGAAGAUACGAAGGGGAAAUGGUGUGAUUUGACCAAACGACGAAAGCUGAGCCCAGGAGCUUCAGCUUGUCAUGUUGUUCUGAAUUCGCGUGCCCUAUCUUUGAAGCUGUGUAGCUGUCAAAGUUAUCACUGAGUACGAGUUUGCCUUGUGGCUUGUGGCUUUAUAGAAAUGGUGCUUGGAAAAACAUUCCGGGUGUGGAAGAAAUCCCAGCCGCGUUCCGUACUGCUCGAGUGUAAAACCAUAUCUGAAACUCUGCUCUUCGAGUCUGGAGCCAUUGCUGUUCUGACUCCAGAGGAAUGUGAACAUGUGAAGAAGCAGUACUCCAAAGUCAUCGAUGCUCAUGCUUGUCUGGGCGUAUUGAAUGUCAAUUUAGGAAAUAAACAUGUCAAGUAUCUAUUCCUUGUAACUGGUUGCUCGUCAGUGGGUCGUCUGUAUGGUAGUGAGAUUCAGCGUAUCACAGACGUGUUCACACUCUUCCUGGAGGACAGUGUUGACCCAGACUAUGUCAGUGAGGUGCGUAAGCUCCUGUGUUCAGGUACAUUUUACUUCACAUCGCAAGGCAGCACUGCUGACUCAGCUGCCUCCGCCAACAGUGGGGACUUUGAAGCUCACGUGGUGGACCUAAGUCUCAGUGCUCAGUGCCGAUAUCAUGGACGCAGCCUUGACGACCGAUUCAUCUGGAAUCAGAAUCUUCACUACCUCCCGACUCAGUUUGGUGUGGACACGUCUCAGUGGCUCGUGCGCAUCUCCUGUGGCAGCGUGGAGGUGCGCACCGUCUACGCAGGCAGUAACAAGGCUAGAGUGACGCUGAUGUCGCGGCUGAGCUGCUCUCGAGCAGGCACCCGCUUCAACGUGCGCGGUGUUGAUGACUACGGAGAGGUAGCCAACUUUGUGGAGACCGAACAGGCAAUAUCAUUCCAGAAGACCAUGGUAUCGUUUGUGCAGCUGCGUGGUUCCAUUCCACUAUUCUGGGAACAACCCGGAUUCCAGACGGGAACUCACAAAGUCAAGAUGUCUCGAGGCUUUGACGCAUGCAGGCCUGCAUUUCGAAGGCAUGUUGAUGGCCUUCGGUCGCGGUAUGGCUCGCAGCUCUUUCUUAGCUUGCUUAACAUCAAGGAGAGUGAGGCGUUACUGAGCACUGCUCUUCAGGAUCAGGUAAAGGAUUACGGCUUGCCGAAGACUGACUUGGACAUUGUCACGUUUGACUAUCAUCACAACUGCCGCGGUGGUUCCCAGGAGAAACUGAGCAGUGUUUUGCUGCGCGACGUCGCACCACACCUUAAGAAACACGGCUUCUUCAGCUAUGUCGAUGGAAAUGUGAAGAGCCUCCAGAACGGCACAGUGCGGACGAAUUGUAUGGACUGUUUGGAUCGGACAAACGCCGUUCAGACAUUUCUCGGUCUUGAGAUCUUGAAAGAGCAACUCCCUGUGCUUGGCAUUGAGAACAAGGCCAGCGUGGUGUCCCGCUUUCACGACAUCCUGCGUGAAAUCUGGAAGAUCAACGGCGACAACAUCAGCAAGAUCUACGCUGGAACUGGUGCCAUGGAGGGAAAGGCAAAGAUGGGGAAGUUGAUGGACGGUGCCAAGUCCGUAGCUCGAACCGUUCGUAACAAUUUCCUGGAUGGCAGCAAGCAAGAGGCUAUCGACAUUUUGCUGACGGGCAAUGCCUUUGUCGGUGACCUGGGUGGUCGCGCGCGUGCUCUUCUGGCUCGUGAGGAUGCACUGGGGUCGUCAGCGCUGAAAGCACACCUCUGUGAUCGGCAUGAAGAGUUUGUGGAGCGCUCCCCCCUGCGUGUCUGCGUCGGCACUUGGAAUGUCAAUGGUGGGCGGCAGUUUCGCAGCAUUGCCUACAAAAAUCAGUCGAUGCAUGACUGGCUGCUCGAUGCCAGGAAACUGGACAGCCGCAAGAUCGACUCAACGCUGCCAACGUAUACUGGCCCAUUGACGCGGCCACGCGGUCGUGUUGAGCUUGCUGAGUACCAGCGGCUAUCCAGCGAUGGUACUGGUACACCGUUUGAACCCUUGGCUGGCAGUGAGGCACCGCAGAUCUUUGCCAUUGGCUUUGAGGAACUGGUCGAUUUGAAUGCAACGAAUAUCGUCUCCACCAGCUCCAGCAACAAGAAGGAAUGGGGCGCCGAGCUGCAGCGGGUCGUCUCUCGCGACCAGGAGUAUGCGUUGUUGACAUGUGAGCAGCUGGUCGGUGUGUGUCUGUACGUCUUCAUCCAGCCCCGUCUUCUUCCACACGUGCGGGAUGUUGCUAUCGACUCUGUGAAGACUGGCAUGCACGGCAAGGCUGGCAACAAGGGCGGCGUGGCAGUACGCUUCCUGCUCUACAGCACCUCGUUCUGCUUCGUCUGUGCUCACCUGGCAGCCGGCCAGAGCCAUGCUGCUGAGAGAGCUGCGGACUACGCUGAGAUUACCAAGCGUGUUGUUUUCCCCAUGGGUCGAACAAUCGAGUCUCAUGACUAUGUGUUCUGGUGUGGUGACUUCAACUAUCGCAUUGACUUGCCCAUCGACGAUGUCAAGCAGCUGGUGGCCAGCCGAGACUUUGAGCCGCUGCAGAAGGCAGAUCAGCUACGUAAGCAGAUGAAAGAGGCCAAGGUAUUCCAAGGCUAUUCUGAAGGUGUACCCAAUUUCAUUCCAACCUACAAGUACGACUUGUUCUCUGAUGACUUUGACACCAGUGAGAAGAGCAGAAUUCCGGCAUGGACCGACCGAGUGCUGUGGAAGCACAAGGCUUACCCCUCCUUUGUUGACAUAGUCGACAGCGAAGAUCCUGACAGUGACGUGACGUAUUCAUCAUCUUCAACUGAAGAAGACAGCCGCGUCUCGGUGUCGUCUCUGAGCAUAUCCAGCAAUGAGCCCUCCUGUCCGUUCAAUCAUGGGUCCCUGGCGUACUACGGCCGUGCUGAAUUGAAGAUAUCUGACCACAGGCCAGUCGUUGCCGUGGUGGACGUCGAAGUUGAAAAGGUCAACCUGUCUCGGCGCAAUGCUACCCACAAGAAGGUCGAAGACCUCCUUGGUCCGGCCGACCCCACUAUCAUUGUUCAUCCGCACACUGGCAGCUAUCUGGACGUGGAACUGCUAACGGAUCAUGCACAGGAGUUUGGUAUUGUUGUUCUUAUACGCCUGGUUGGAGAUGAUGCCUACAUCACUUUCCAUGAUUCUCGUGCUGCCUUGCGAUCUCUGGCCAUGUCUGGAACGCAGGUUGGUGAUGUCGUAGUGGAUGUUACUUUGAGGUCAGAUUGUCGUAGCUCAAUCGUAACCGACACCAAUCUGCUCGACAGCGACAUCCCAUCCAUUCCCAUCAACGUCCUGGCUCCAGGUGGCACUAAUGCUGCAGCUGGCUCAUUGAAGGUUGGACAGACCCAUGCUUUGCAUUUCCUCUCCGACUCCAUUGAUCAGGCGUUUGUGGCAACACCAGAGAUGUCACGGCGUGCCACUCCGUCGGACAGUGACCCGCGUGAUCUGUCCACUGCCGCUGAUCAACACAGCGAUACACGAUCAAAUGAUCCAUCGGAAAGUGGUCGAAUGGACCUGCAGGACAGUUCUGAGAGACCACCCUCACCAUCGUCCCCUAGUCGCACUCACUCCCACUCUCCUCUGCCAUCAGUACCACUGGAUCAACUGUCUGAUGAUGGGUCGGAAGGUGCGAAACGCAUUCCUCCCCCCAUUCCACCAACAGCAAGGACUAUCUCUCCAGUGAAUGUACCAAAUGACGUUCUUGGGCAUCGGUCUCACCACAGCUCCUGCGGUUCACUGAACGGCCUUAACGACCAAGGAGCUAUGUCUGCCCCUGACUCGCUAAUGGCUGGCAGCUUGAACAGCCUAUCUUCAGCAGUAAGUGCCAGUACUGCCUCUGCUGCUGCUACUUCUGCAGCAUUCGAGGAUAUCGACCUUGACGAUGACUCUUGCAUUGGCUCCCUACGAGAGCAGCCAGUGGCGGUGGAGGAUGCGUUUGAAGGUCUGCCAACGAAAAGCAUUGUCAGUGAUCUGUCUUUCCCACCUGCUCGCCCGGCUCAGCCACCUCGGCAAACGUCUCUGCCAACAACUGCAACAGCUCCUCCCAGGCCUAGUGCACAGCCAGGAAGGCCUUCACGGCCACCACCGGCAGCACACGGUUCACCUCAAGCUCGCCUUGCCAGCGGACCGCCAAGCCGUCCCAACGCACCGCCCAGUCGGCCGGGUGCCCCGCCGAACCGCCCGGGUGCACCGCCGAGCAGGCCAGACGCGCCACCGGGCAGACCCGACGGUCCUCCCAGCCGGCCGGCCAGACCAGCGCGACCAAACCCGCCGCAAGCAUAGUUGUCGUGCGAGAGAUGUACAGUGCUGUCUGGCACACCACUUUUGUUUGUUGAUAGCAGCAGCACUGUACAACACCUGGCUUGAUACUGUGUAGGACUACAGUGUGUAGUGUGUAGUGUGUACAACGUAGUGAAGAUUCUUCUCUAUUUAUUGAUUAUGGCUUACAGUAUUGAUUAUUAUCCAGAGUCCAUAAACUCUAUGGACACCUACUACCACAGCGGGCUUGUGGUAUCUUUAUUGACGACGUGCAUGCUGUAGUUUUAUGUGUUUGAUCUUUCCCUGGAGGUAAAAUAGUUUGCAUCCACUGCAGCAGCGCGCUUUAGAUCUACGGUAUUGCCUGGCUGAUAUAUCCCAGCGUGCUGAUCUUGUGCCCAUGCUAGUAGCAGCGGUGACUGUGCGCGCGGUGUUGAUGCGCACAGUCCUGCUUUCCUAGAAGUGUUUUCAUCGCAGCAUCCCACGUUGCAUUGCAUCUUAUUUAUUCAUAAUUAUUGUCGGGCAGGACAGUUUAUUGGGUUGUGUUUUUUUUAGUAUCUUCUCUUAUUCCUCGCUCUCACUGACUUGCAGCUAACUUGCCGCUCCGGUUUCAAUCAUAACCACAACACCAGUGCACUGUAUGGUGUAUUUUCGAAACAAAUGUUUUAUUCUCUUUUUUUUGCACUUUUGAGCCCAGAGAGCUGACUGCAUGCAGCUCCUAGCCUCCUCCCGCGAGCUGGUGAUUUUUUUACAUUCUUGCUGACGUCCUUUGCACGUGUGUCAACUUAUGUUUUCCUGGUGCUACCUGCUCACAGUCACACUCAGUGCACUUUUCACAGAUGGUAUCAAGAGUACUCUUGGAGAGAUGUAUACUACUAUUA
Molecule: messenger RNA, 5282 nt
Organism: Sycon ciliatum
Lineage: Eukaryota; Metazoa; Porifera; Calcarea; Leucosolenida; Sycettidae
Product: synaptojanin-1-like
Exons: 25
Coding region: 292-4428 (1378 amino acids)
Biological process (GO): synaptic vesicle endocytosis; phosphatidylinositol dephosphorylation
Molecular function (GO): phosphatidylinositol-4,5-bisphosphate 5-phosphatase activity; nucleic acid binding
Source: RefSeq, a predicted model, not a curated record